GAUUCUUACAAGGAUGAUAUGUAAGGCUCAAAAAGCCUCCGCCGCGCCACCACCAAACCCCAACCAAAACCACCAGUUCGAUCUCCGGCGUUUGAAAGGUUCAAAGAAUGGCCUUGAGCAGCAUCUCCAAGCUCAACUGGGCUGCAGCAACCAACAAAUCCAUCCACCACCAUUCUGAUUCUUACUUUAAAAAAAGAAUCAGAAUUGCGGCGGCGCAGUCAAGUGGCGGCGGAAUGGCGGCUGAAUAUGAGGAGGGGCAGCUCGAAAGACCGAAAUGGACUGGUGAAACUCCACUUUCUCGGCUCGUCGGAGCUCUCAUUUCCUUCAAACCUCUCUAUUCUCUUCUCAAACUUGGUGCCAGACAAGUUCUCAUCAGUACAGCUGAGAAAACAAGCAUUCCUUGGAGGGAUAUGACUAACGAGAUUUUGGAUUCCGAUGUUUACAAGGAGAAGGAUGCUAUCGAGGAUUCAUCCAUUGUUUAUCCCGAUUAUUAUCUGAAUCCAUUCCAUGCAUAUGACGAGGGAAACCUCUCUUGGCUGGCAGCAGCAGAAGCAGAGGCUGCGACAAUGUCAAUGGUGAGAAGAGCAAUACCUAAUGCUUCUUCUCUUGAUGAAGCAAAUCAAAUUGUUCGUGGAAAUUGGCUUCAAGCUAUAGAAACCCAUCAUAACCAAUAUUCAGGAUAUUCGUCAAUUCAAGACAUUUUAGAUAUCGGAUGCUCUGUUGGUGUUAGCACUAGAUUUAUUUUAGACAAAUUUCCUUCCGCCAAAGUCACUGGACUAGAUUUGUCUCCUUACUUCCUUGCUGUUGCUCAAUAUAAUGAUAAGAGAAGAAAUCAGGGAAAAGAAAAAGUCAAGUGGAUCCAUGGAAAUGGUGAAAAUACGGGUUUGCCCUCAAAAUCGUUUGACCUUGUUUCAAUUGCUUAUGUGUUUCACGAGUGCCCUGAAAGAGCAAUCAAGAAUAUGGCCAAGGAAGCAUUCCGGUUACUUAGACCUGGAGGCACUUUUGCUGUGACUGACAAUUCGCCAAAAUCAAAGAUUCUGCAGGAACUAUCACCAGUGCUGUUCACAUUGAUGAAAAGCACAGAGCCAUUCUUGGACGAAUACUACCUAACUGAUCUCGAAGCAACACUUGAGCUUGUCGGUUUUGUCAAUGUGCAGACCGUUUUGACAGAUCCUCGACACAGAACUGUCACCGCUACCGUCCCAUACUCAUAAUCAGCUUCUUUUCUUUUUUAGCAGUACUAUUACUAUUAUUCCAUACCACUGUUUUUUUUGUACAAAUAUAUUUUAUUUUACAAACACUUUCUUAGAGGUAUAAUUUUGCAACAUACAAAUUCAAUUUGCACUUUAUGAGGCCAACCUUAAUGAACUUCUCAAGCUCCCCGCUC
Messenger RNA from Erythranthe guttata (spotted monkey flower), 1387 nucleotides. RefSeq lists its product as hypothetical. Gene Ontology annotation, molecular function: methyltransferase activity. The record is from RefSeq and is a predicted model, not a curated record. NCBI's taxonomy places the organism in Eukaryota, Viridiplantae, Streptophyta, Magnoliopsida, Lamiales, Phrymaceae.